Molecule: messenger RNA, 1146 nt
Organism: Trypanosoma cruzi
Lineage: Eukaryota; Euglenozoa; Kinetoplastea; Trypanosomatida; Trypanosomatidae
Product: actin-like protein, putative
Exons: 1
Coding region: 1-1146 (381 amino acids)
Source: RefSeq, a predicted model, not a curated record
AUGCAGCAUUCUGUUGUGGUGGUGGAUGUGGGAUCGAGCACUACCAGGCUUGGCUUUGGUGGCGAGGAGGCACCACGCGUGGUGGCUCCAACUGUCGUAGGCACACCGUAUAAUAGCGGCAUGCUCGGGUCUCUGUUGCAGCAUCACGGUGACACAUUUGCCGGGGAUGCCGCGUGGGAGCGGCGCGGACUUUUGGAACUCAGUUACCCCGUCCAGAGUCGUCGUGUGGCCAGCCACAAGGCCCUUGAGCACAUCCUACACGAUGCAUUGUAUAAAUGGCUUCCUCUUGUUCCACAUGACACACCGCUGCUCUGGGUGGAACCCGUCAGCACUUCACGUGAGGACCGUGAACGCAUCUGUGAAAUUUUUUUUGAAAGUUUUGACGUUCCACUGCUUGCCAUGACGAAUGCUGCGGCAGCGACGUUGUACUCCACGGGUCGCACGACGGGUCUCGUGGUGGACAGCGGUGAGGACUGCACCACAGUAAAUGCCGUCUGGGAGGGUUACAGCCUGCAUCACACUUUCUAUUCCUCACCCAUAGCUGGACGUGUCUUGACGGAUCGUUUACUUGAAUAUUUGCGGGGUAAAGGCUACGCCCUCUCCACCCCACAGGAUCGCUGCCUUGUCGAUAAAAUUAAGCGUUUCCUCUGCUACGUCGCCGCCGAUGCCGAAAUUGAGUUGAAAAAUUUACGCAAUAAGCCACGCCCCGAUAGCUACGAGUUGCCCGAUGAGCAGCGCAUUUUUCUUCACGAGAGUCAGUUCAUGGUCCCCGAGCUGCUCUUCAACCCCUCGAGGGCGAACGACGCCGGUUUCGGUGCCGGCGACAGAGAAGUGGGGUGGGCGGAGGCCGUGACACAAGUCGUGCGGCGGGCACCAUCGUACGCACAGCCGCGCUUAUGGGAGAGCAUUGUGCUCGGCGGCGGGAACACGAUGCUCCCCGGUAUCGAGCAGCGGCUGCAGCGAGAAGUGUCGGCGCGGAAUAACGGUGGGGAACAGACGAUCAAUUGCGUUGCUUUUCCAGAUCGCGACUUGGCCGCUUGGAUCGGUGCUUCCGUUGUGGCAUCGAUGCCAACGUUUUCGCACUUGUGUCUUGCUCGGGAGGAAUACCACGAGAAGGGGGCCGCCGCCGUGCAUUUACGGGCGUAG